Eruca vesicaria subsp. sativa (arugula) is the source of this 832-nucleotide messenger RNA. Lineage: Eukaryota; Viridiplantae; Streptophyta; Magnoliopsida; Brassicales; Brassicaceae. The record is from the annotation of a GenBank genome assembly.
CGCAAAGUAGAAGCUCCAAAGAAUCUUGUCGGCUUUUCGAGAAUCCAAGGGUCAGAAUAGAAUUAACAUCGUUGCCAUGGCAGUCUCAGCAUUCAACCCUUUGAAACUUUCAUCUUCUUCUUCUCUAGAUUCGAUUCCUUCAAUCUCUUCUUCUUCUACUUCUUAUUCUUUAUUUCCGGCAAGCGUCAGCAUCAGAAACUCCGUCGGAUCUCAUUUCAAGAGAUGUCUAAAGCAGUCACGUUCUUCUAUUCGAGCCAUGUCUUCUUCUUCUUCUUCCGCUGCUUCUUCGUCUUCUUCUUUCGGAUCGAGAAUGGAGGAAAGCGUCAAGAAGACGGUUACUGAGAAUAUUGUCGUUGUUUACUCCAAAACUUGGUGCUCAUACUGUACUGAAGUGAAGACAUUGUUCAAAAGACUUGGAGUUCAGCCACUGGUGAUUGAAUUAGAUGAACUUGGUCCACAAGGGCCACAAUUGCAGAAGGUUCUGGAAAGAAUCACUGGCCAACACACUGUUCCUAAUGUUUUCGUUGGAGGUAAGCACAUUGGUGGCUGCACAGAUACAGUGAAGCUGAACAGGAAAGGAGAUCUUCAACUGAUGUUAGCUGAAGCCAACGGUAACACCAAUCAAACUUAAGGAGAUGAUGGAAACUGGUUAUGGAUGGAGAUUUUGCAUACGGAGCUUGGAAGAGUUUUGAAUUCUUUCUUUUGUAAACUCAUUUUAUUUUGUCAAUGCAUUGAACACCAUUCAAAUAAUACACUAUAACUAAAUAACAUAUACACUAUCAUGUAGUAUUAUUUACAUUACAAUAGAGUGAUCCAAAAUAGUUACAACAAG